Molecule: messenger RNA, 1293 nt
Organism: Nematostella vectensis (starlet sea anemone)
Lineage: Eukaryota; Metazoa; Cnidaria; Anthozoa; Actiniaria; Edwardsiidae
Product: protein FAM166C A
Exons: 4
Coding region: 146-742 (198 amino acids)
Source: RefSeq, a predicted model, not a curated record
AACGAGGGCAGUCUGUAAAAGCUCGCUUACCGCAUACAAACCAGCGCAUUACGGACCGGAAAACUUGCAUUAAUGUUUCAGCCAUUAAGACCUGAUUUCUUUGGAUAAGUAUACGUUUAUUACAGGGUAAAGGAUUUGUUUCAAAAUGCAAAAGUUAACGCUAGUUACGACUAACAUGGAGAUGUACAAACAUCCAAGACAUAUGCCCGGAUACCUAGGCUACACUCCGACCAUUAAAUACACGUAUAGUGAUACCUAUGGUAACACGACAGCCAAAUGGUUCAGCGAUUACAGGAACGCCACAAUCAACACGAGCAAACAGCGUAUGUGGAGGGGAGGCCAUAAGCAUCUACCAUUCCCAACAUAUUACACAGGGAACCCGGACCACGUGCUCGGGGCACGUACUUAUGCGAGAGACCGCUGGGAAGCAGCACCGAAGUACAAGUUAUUCAACACGCACGAACAAGACAACACCAUCAAGAAUUUCGAUAGCGCAGCCCAACAACACCGUGAGCAAUACAGGGAUCGCACUCAAACUGUACAACCGGUGAAAAUUUUCCUCCUACCGAAAAUAUCCCACGAAACAACGCCAUCUCUCUACCACAAGGAAAGUAGAACUUUAGAUGAACGCAAAGCCGUCGCAUACGCGAACCAAUUUUACAGAACUAUGAAGACCAAACCGCUGGCCAAAUCGGAUGGGGAAAACCGGCGCAUAAGGGAUGUAUUCUUUGAAAGAAGAUAGCGAUGUUGCAUCAGCCAGGGAGAGGAGAGAGCGCGUUCCUAAAACUGCUCUCUUUUUCUUUUAUUGUAAAUAUGAUUUAUCAGAUUGUCAUUUAAAAAUAAUUGGGAGUUUUCUCGUUAUUAUAUUAACACAAUAAUUAACUAAAAAAAUACAACAUGCUAUUGUAUAGAGACCAAUAACAGUAAUUUGUACAAUACUUUCAUUAUUUAUUUUACGCGGUGUGCAAUAAAAUCUCAUAAAAAAGUUGUGUUUUAUACCAUUCUCACCAGUUGUUUCCCCGAUACAUAUGUUAGCACCUUGCCAUCGGAAAAAAAUGGGGUUGAGAUCUUGGGGUUGCUGCCGCUGGCUGGCUCCGACUUAAACAUCAUCAUCAUUGUAGUUAUGUGCACAGGCGCAUAUGAAGAAACCGUUGUCGUUUUGGCGUCUGGCACCGAGGAAUCUUAGUUUCUUUUCAGAGGCUUUCUCCAUUGACUAAAGGUGGUCACAGUCACUGUUUUUCUUUUUUGAAUAAAAUUCAUAAAGUUUGCAAAGCACCUGCGGUACGGCAGCAU